ACAAGGCUUUGCAUAGAAAUGAAAACACAAGGGAGAGUGUAACACAUAACAAAGGUGUAUCAACUUUGUUACACUCUCUAAACAACCCAAUUAAAUUUCUUUCAAUUUAUCCAAUAAUUUUUAUUAUUCAUAAGGAAAAAUAAUGGCAGCAGUUACAACACAGGCAUCGAUCGCCGGAUUCCGUCCAUGCGCGUCGAAACCGAGGUUUUUGACUGGUGUUCCAGGUAAGCUUAACAAGGAAUCAAGUGGUGUUAGGCUACCAUCAACUUCAUCAACUACUUCUUUCAAGGUUGAAGCUAAGAAGGGUGAGUGGUUGCCUGGUUUGGCUUCUCCUGGCUACCUUACUGGCAGUCUUCCAGGAGACAAUGGAUUUGAUCCCUUGGCAUUAGCAGAGGACCCAGAAAACUUGAGGUGGUUUGUGCAAGCCGAGCUGGUGAAUGGGCGGUGGGCGAUGCUUGGUGUUGCCGGAAUGUUGCUACCGGAGGUGUUCACAAGUAUCGGAAUCAUUGACGUACCAAAAUGGUAUGAUGCAGGGAAAUCAGAGUACUUCGCAUCAUCAUCAACCUUGUUUGUGAUUGAAUUCAUCUUGUUCCAUUAUGUUGAGAUAAGAAGAUGGCAAGACAUUAAGAACCCUGGUUGUGUUAACCAAGACCCUAUUUUCAAGCAAUACAGUUUGCCUCCUAAUGAAUGUGGUUACCCUGGUGGCAUAUUUAACCCUCUCAACUUUGCACCUACUACUGAGGCCAAGGAGAAAGAGCUUGCUAAUGGGAGAUUGGCUAUGUUGGCAUUCUUAGGGUUCAUUGUGCAACACAAUGUGACUGGAAAGGGGCCUUUUGACAACCUUCAGCAGCAUCUAUCAGACCCAUGGCACAACACCAUUAUCCAGACAUUUGGUGGUAACUAAGUCCAACUCCACUACUAGAUGGAAACACUGUUAUCAUAGUUCUUUUGUAACAAUCAAAUCUUUUGUGGACUAUAUAAUAUUGAUCUUAUCUGGUAAUUAUUCAAGGGUUUUCAAUGUACAGGACAACUAAAGUUGGCACUUUCUGUUUUUCUAAA
Molecule: messenger RNA, 1059 nt
Organism: Spinacia oleracea (spinach)
Lineage: Eukaryota; Viridiplantae; Streptophyta; Magnoliopsida; Caryophyllales; Amaranthaceae
Product: chlorophyll a-b binding protein 4, chloroplastic
Exons: 3
Coding region: 143-904 (253 amino acids)
Biological process (GO): photosynthesis, light harvesting
Cellular component (GO): membrane
Source: RefSeq, a predicted model, not a curated record